UAUCCGUUUUCUAGCACAAAAAUAAAUGCGGCAGAGGUUUGACUAUAAGGGAUGGUAUAGUGCAGAGUAGCUGUGCAGUGGAAAUAUUGAACGAUCCUACUCAUUCCAAAAGCAAUGAAUUCGUAGAGUGAGUGCAAUGGUUACUUAAAGUUUAUGGGACAAAGAGUUAAGGAACAUUUGGAAAUUUGUUAACGUGAAGCUUUGACUAAGCAGGACAGAUCAGUGUUUGCCAGCCUGAGAGCUGGCAUAGCAUCAGACCUGCGUCCUUCCAUUGUUUAUCAGCCAAAAGAUUUCCAGAAUCUGUUGCCAUCUUGCAGAUGAGAAGACUGCAUGGAUCCUAAUGCAUGAGACCAAUACAAAACACUGGCACCGAAGCUGUAAGCCUCAGUAAAAAAGAUAAAAUUUUCAAACAUCCAGAGAUGUUGAACCAAAGAAAACCAAACUCUAAGCAGAUCUGGCGAGUAUGGAUCUUCUACAUGGCCAUAAGUACAAAUUGCUCUGAAGAAAAAGCCAUGACGCAGGUGUGUCCUUCAUGUGAUGCCACUCGUUUCUGUGACUGUUCUUCAAUGGAUUUGACCACCAUUCCUUCAGGUUUAACAACUGAUGUCAUGGGGCUAAAUCUGUCCUACAACAGCAUAGACCAUGUCAGAGAAACUGAUCUGAAGCUGGGUUUGAAUCUGAGAGUGCUGCUGCUGCAAUCCACUCAAAUUAGGACAAUAGAUAAGGAAUCAUUUAUUUUCCUUGGAAAAUUGGAACAUUUGGAUUUAUCAAAUAAUAAGUUGACUCACUUAUCACCCAUUUGGUUUAGACAUCUUUUUUCCUUACAGCAACUAAACAUACAGGGUAAUUUAUAUACAACACUGGGGGAGAAUCCCUUGUUUUCUAAUCUCAAAAAUUUGAGAUAUCUGCACCUGGGGAAUAACAAUUCCUUUUCUGCUAUACGGAAGCAAGACUUUGAUGGAAUUACAAUUCUUGAGCAACUUGAGAUUGACGGUCAAAGGCUCAGGCAAUAUGAAUCAGGGAGUUUGACAACAGUUAACAGCAUAAAUCAUAUCAUCAUAAACAUAAAUGAUGUUCAGGUGUUAUCAGUGAUGUUAGAGGAUCUUAUAAAUUCUGCAAUAUGUGUAGAACUGAGAAAUAUAGCCUUCAAUACAGCUAAUGAAUCUUCAUUAUUGGAGCCAAUUAGUCAUUCUGUCAUGGAGAAACUUGUGUUUAAAAAUGUUUUGUUUACAGAUGCAAGUGUUAUCAGAGUGUUAAAUAUCUUGAGGCAUGCUAAACAAGUGUUGGAGCUGGAAGUGGAUGAUUCUGUACUACGGGGAACUGGAAAAUGGCAUGGACAAAUUGAAGUAAAUGGAGAAAGUGCCAUUGAAGUAAUCACUGUACAGAGAUUAGCUAUAGAACAAUUUUAUUUGUUUUCAGAUCUUAGUGGUGUGGAAAAUCUUCUAGGUAACAUUACCAGAACCACAGUUAUAAAUACCAAUGUGUUCCUGGUGCCUUGCAACAUUUCAAAACAUUUUUCCUCACUCCUUUAUCUUGAUCUCAGUGAAAAUUUGCUUGCAGAUCCAACUUUAGAACAUUCAUCCUGUGAUGGUGCAUGGCCCUUGCUGCAAACUUUCAAUUUAAGUCAAAAUUCAUUGGAUGAUUUAGAAAUGACGGCACAAAGUCUAUCUCAUCUAAAACACCUUACUCACCUAGAUAUUAGCCGAAACAAUUUUGGUGAGAUUCCGGAAUCGUGUCAAUGGCCAGAAAACCUGAAAUAUUUAAAUAUCUCAGGCACUCAAAUACCCAAAUUAACAACGUGCAUUCCUCAAACUCUUGAAGUUUUGGAUGUUAGUAGUAAUAACCUCGAUGAUUUUAGAUUAAAGCUACCACGGCUCAAAGAGCUCUAUGUUUCAAAAAACAAAUUAAAGACCUUGCCAGAUGCUCCAUUUAUUCCUAACUUAGUAGCCCUGAGAAUCAGCAGAAACAAAUUAACCAGUUUCUCGAAAGAAGAGUUUGGAUCAUUUAGGAAAAUGGAGACACUGGAUGCAGGUGACAAUAAUUUCAUCUGCUCUUGUGAAUUUCUCUCCUUCAUUCAAUAUCAGGAGGGAAUAGCUAAUGUCUUGGCUAACUGGCCAGAGAAUUACAUCUGUGACUCUCCGUCCUCUGUGAGAGGGCAGCAGAUAAAAGCUGCUCGGCUUUCGCUGUUUGAAUGUCACAGAACUUUGGCCGUGUCCUUAAUUUGCAUUCUGGUGGUUUUGGUAAUCCUGCUUAUUGUGAUCCUGGGCUACAAACUUCAUGUGAUCUGGUACAUGAAAAUGACCUGGGCUUGGCUUCAAGCAAAAAGGAAACCCAAGAAAUCACACAAUCAUGACUUCUGCUAUGAUGCUUUUGUUUCCUACAGUGAAAGAGACUCCGAAUGGGUUGAAAACUUAAUGGUACAGGAACUUGAGAACGCUAUCCCCCCAUUUAAACUGUGCCUUCAUAAACGGGACUUUGUGCCUGGGAAGUGGAUCAUUGACAACAUCAUUGACUCCAUUGAAAAAAGUCAUAAAACUCUGUUUGUGCUGUCAGAGCACUUUGUGCAGAGUGAGUGGUGCAAGUAUGAGCUGGAGUUCUCGCACUUCCGUCUCUUUGAUGAGCAUAAUGAUGCAGCAAUUUUGAUCCUUUUGGAGCCCAUUCAGGAGCAAACAAUCCCCAAAAGAUUCUGUAAACUGAGGAAAAUAAUGAACACAAAGACCUACCUUGAAUGGCCUCUUGACGAAAAUCAGCAGCAAAUAUUUUGGAAUAACUUGAAAACAGCAUUAAAAUCCUAUGAUGUCAUUUAAGGCUGAACCACUAACUCAGCCACGCUACAUUUCCAAGCAGGACAUUUGUAAAGCCUUUUUCCUGUUAAGAAAUUGUGAUGGGUUGGAUCACAGAAACCCCCUUGGGAGCUGCCACCUGAUGUGCAAAAGACUACCCCCGCUUCUGUUUUCCCUGCCAGCUCAGGACUCUAGCACCCUGUCUUGCUGAGCCAGACACUCCUGUCUGGCUCCAGACACAGACCAAGGGUCUGAAUCACUUGUCCCAAAGCUGCAAGUGUACCUGAAAACAGCUCACAGAAGUGUGCUUGUCUUUAGCACGCAGAUGCCCAGCUCCCAAUGGGGUCUAAACCCAAAUAAAUCCGUUUUACCCUGCAUAAAGUUUAUGCAGGGCAAACUCAUAAAUUGUUUGCCCUCUAUAAUACUGAUAGAGAGAGAUGCACAGUUGUUUGUUCCCCCAGGUAUUAAUACAUACUCUGAGUAAAUUACUAAAUAAAAAGUGAUUUUAUUAAAUAAAUACAGAAAAUAGGAUUUAGGUGGUUCCAAGUAGUAACAGACAGAACAAAGUAAGUCACCAUAUAAAAUAAAAUGUGCAAAUCUAUGCCUAAUCAAACUGAAUACAGAUAAUCUCACCCUCAGAUUCUUCAGUAAGUUUUUUCUCAGACUGGACACCUUCCAGGCCUGGGCACAAUUUUCUCCCCUGGUACAGCUCUUGUUGCAGCUCAGGUGAUAGCUAGGGGAUUCUUCAUGAUGGCUCCUCUCUCCCCUUUGUUUUCUUCCACCCCUUUAUAUAUCUUUUGCAUAAGGCGGGAACCCUUUGUCCCUCUGGGUUUCCACCCCCCCACUGGAAAAGCACCAGGUUAAAGAUGGAUUCCAGUUCAGGUGACAUGAUCACAUGUCACUGCAAAACUUCAUUACUCACUUGCCAGCACACACAUAUACAGGAAGACUCACAGGUAAAGACAGCCAUCUGCAGACAAUGGGAGUCCUCAAGAUUCCAAACCAUCAUUAAUGGCCUACACUUUACAUAAUUACAAUAGGCCCUCAGAGUUAUAUUUUAUAUUUCUAGUUUUAGAUACAAGAGUGGUACAUUUAUACAAAUCGGAUAAUCACACUCAGUAGAUUAUAAGCUUUGUAAUGAUACCUUACAGGAGACCUUUUGCAUGAAGCAUAUCCCAGUUACGUUAUACUCACUUAUUAUCAUGUUUUUAUAAAACCAUAUAGACUGCACAACGUCACAGAAAUAUUUUGUUAUGCUGACUUUUAUGUCAGUGUUGUGGAGGCUUGACUUGACUUCACACUAAACUAAUUUUAGCUUAGCUAAAUGAAAGAUACCAACUGAGAUCAUCUCUGUCUCUAAAAAUGAUUUGGGGAAGAAAUACUACUGAAUCUGGUGUGCUUCUUUAGUCUCUUUUUAACCAUUCCAAAACAAAUGCAGUUACAGCGCUCUCUCUUUCUCUCUCAUAAAAAAGAGAGCCAACAUGCUGAAACAUGCCACAGGAUCCAUUGAUUACAUCGUCUUAUUUGUUUUAAAUAUCAUCAGACUAUUUAGAGUCAUUCAACAAAAAUGCAGUGGAAAAGUAGAAAUUGCCCAGUUAGAUAAAAAUAAGAUCUCUGAAGCCAGAUCCUCCCACAGGUAAUACCUUUCAAAGAGAAUAGAAUAGAGAAUAUGUAACUCCAGGGGAAUCAGUGAUUUACACCAGGAUUGUUUGUGGCCCAGCAAUUUAAGAAAGAAGCAACUUGACAAAUAUGUCAGAUACUUGGUGUGAAAACUUUGAGAUGCGUCCAAUCUCAAAGGUCACAGGAUCACUAUGUGUACGUUUUAAUGGUCUGUGUACUUUAUUUUUUCUAUGUGUUUAUUAUUUGUUAUUAUAUGCACUGUAAAAGCACUGAAGUCACAGUUCCUGUCCCUAGUAGCUUACCCUAAGAUAUUCAAACAACAGACAAAAUGCUUGUUGGUGAUGUUAAGUAUGCAUCUUUAUUAGGUUUCCUCUCCCUCUUCCCAUGUACCCCAGCCAAUCUGUUCCACUAUUGCUGCCCCAAUGUUACCUUUCUUUCCUUCUACCUACCCCACUAAGGUAUAGGUAUAGUAGAUUCAUGUUUUUUUAUAGUGGGAUUUUUUGCACGGAUGUAACCCACCUAUAUAGUGGUACCACUGCAAACCUCAUGGGUAGACACCACAUUGUUGUAAAAAGUGAGUUUCGCUGACUAGUUUAUUUUGUAUAACUGAGGCACCUCAAAUUAGUAAACAUUAUUGCAAAGAUUGGCCAUAAUCUUUCUGUGCUUUAGUUCCCCAUUUGUAAAAUGGGGACAAUAGUACUAUCUCCCAGAGAAGUUGAAGAUAAAUUCAUUCAUGUUUGUAAGGCACCAAAUACCUUGACGACAAGCACCAUGGAAAAUCCUAUGAGGAAGUGAAUAUUUUUGUAUUCAGUGCAGGGAUUAAAUGGUGUACAGUAAAUUAGGCACGAGGUCUCACCUUGAAUUAGGAGGUAGAAAAGAAAUAUCGAAGAGUUGCUCAUUUGUCGAGCAAUCUUUACUCACUCAUCUCCUAACUUUUAAGUGCUUCACUUCAGAACUUUAAUAAUAUGCUGUUAAUGUAGUCUUUUAUGCAAUUUAUAAAUAUAUUUUAAAAUAUA
Malaclemys terrapin pileata is the source of this 5419-nucleotide messenger RNA. Its product is annotated as toll-like receptor 2 type-2. Gene Ontology annotation, cellular component: membrane. The transcript has 3 exons. The coding region runs from base 345 to 2807 and encodes 820 amino acids. Gene Ontology annotation, molecular function: protein binding; transmembrane signaling receptor activity; triacyl lipopeptide binding. Gene Ontology annotation, biological process: toll-like receptor signaling pathway; inflammatory response; immune response. Lineage: Eukaryota; Metazoa; Chordata; Testudines; Emydidae. The record is from RefSeq and is a predicted model, not a curated record.